AUGCUCAAACGCGCCAACCACGCGGACGAUAGAGAAGUAAAGAGACAAAAAGGAGGUGGUCCAGCCCAGAAUGGCGCAGAGCCACAGAAGAAAAAGUUCACCCAUGAGGAUUACACAGUCGGAUGGGUUUGCCCUCUGGAGAUAGAGCUCACUGCUGCGCUGCAAAUGCUGGAUGAGGAACACGAGUCGCUACCACAACCUCCCACCGACCACAAUAUCUACCAUCUUGGUAGCAUCGCCAGCUACAAAGUCGUCAUUGCUGGGUUGUGGCAAGCGGGGAACAACCCGGCGACAGCAGUGGUGAUUCAGAUGCGAAUCCGAUUCCCGAACCUUCGCUAUGCUCUGUUGGUCGGUAUAGGGGGCGGUGUGCCAAGGACAACGGACAAUGGCAUGCUCCGCCUUGGGCAUGUGGUAGUCAGCAAGCCUGUCGGGCCAUUUUCAGGAGCGAUACAGUAUAACCAUGGAAAGGGGAGAGAUGGUGUGUUCGAGCGGACUGGGGCAUUGGCUCCACCUCCAACAGUUCUUCUCCUUGCUGCGCAAGCACUUGCCGUUCAGCGUGCCCGAUCAGAUGAAGACCAUAUAAUGGAGAAUGUUCAACGCAUAGACACAAGCAAGCCCCAGCUGCGACGGUUCAAGUUCCCUGGUAUCGAAAAUGAAAAGCUAUUUCCGGCGGAUUACAAACAUCUCUGCCCUGGACUAUCUUUCCAAGAGAGCGAAUGUGACACAGCACAGUGUAUAAAACGCGAGAUAGGUGAACUUGAUCAACUCAUUGUGGUACACCGGGGUACCGUGGCGUCUGGAGAGCUUGUGCUAAGGGACAGCGCACUGAGGGACAAGCUCGCCCAGGAAUACGGGGUCCUGUGUUUCGAAAUGGAGGCUGCCGGAGCGAUGGCCGACUUCCCUUGCCUUGUCAUUCGCGGUAUCUCACACUACUGCGAUUCGCACAAUAACGACCAGUGGCAGGGUUUUGCAGCGGCGGCAGCUGCAGCAUAUGCUAGGCAGCUGUUCUUCCACAUGCCGAUUGAUGAAGUGAAACAGCAAACCAUCAUUCCAAGUACUGAUCCUGGGUUCAAGAUGUUGGUUCAACGCAGUCAUGACCAAGAACGGCAACAGAUGGCUAGCUGGCUUUGCUCAACUGAUUAUGCAUCAGAUCACAGUGCAAAUUUACGUGAGCGACAAGACGGAACUGGACAGUGGAUAUUUGAAACUGAUGAGUUCCGUCAAUGGGAGAGGGAGAAAGGGGUCCUUUUCUGCCCUGGCAUUCCUGGCGCCGGAAAGACGAUACUGACAUCCAUUGUGGUUGACUAUCUUCGAAAAAAGCAUGGAUCAAACAAUGGUGUUGGUCUUGCUUACAUCUUCUGUAAUUUUCAGCAGCAGCAAAAUCAGCAGUUAGACAUCAUACUGGCAAAUAUCCUGGGACAGCUAGUGCGAGGGCUGUACCACAUCCCGGAGCCAAUCCAAGCGUUUUAUGAGACAUAUCAGCGGAAUGGAAUGCAACCACAGCUUGACGAUGUUCUCGAGAUGCUGGCUGUGGCUUCAGGGCUAUAUUCCCAUGUUUAUAUGGUUAUUGACGCAUUGGACGAGUGCUCAGACUCUGACGAGAAGCGGAACCAUCUGAUUUCCCAUAUCCUCGACCUCCAACAACACUUCAACAUUAGCUUCAUGGCAACUGCCAGGUCCAUUCCGGGAAUUAUCUCGCAGUUCGAAAACUUUCCUUCGGUGGAGAUCCGAGCUAGUGACGCAGACGUGAAACGAUAUGUUGAGAGCAACUUACCCUCUAUCGUGAGACGGAGGCCAGAUAUCCAAAAUCUUGUCAUUUCGGAAAUUAUCAAGAAAGUCGAUGGAAUGUUCUCACUCGCCAGGCUGUAUCUGAAUUCCCUGAAGGGAAAGUGUAGUAUCGCAGCUAUAAAAGAGUCUCUCAACAACUUCAAGGCUGGAUCGGAGGCAUACGAACAUGCGUAUGAGAAGGCAAUGGAGCAAAUCCAGCAACAAAUAGGAGACCGAGCUGAACUCGCAAAGCGAGCAUUGGCUUGGCUCACCUUUGCGGAGCGCACUCUUACCCUGACAGAACUCCAGCAUGCUCUCGCUGUUGUCAUUGGUAAAAGUUCAUUUGACGAAGAAAACCUGCCAGAUGUGGAGGUCAUGAUCUCUUCAUGUGCAGGACUGGUCACAUAUAAUAAGGAGAAUCAUAUCAUCAGGCUGGCUCACUACACAACCCAAGAAUAUCUGGAGAAGACAUGGACGUCUUGGUUCCCAAACGCCCAUUGCGCUCUUGGUGAGGCAUGCGUCACUUACCUUUGUUACGAUGAUUUCGAAGGUGAGGAAUGUGAAUGUGAGUAUAAAUACGAAGAAAGGUGUCAGAAAUAUCCUUUGUAUCCAUAUGCAGCGGAAAGCUGGCUGUAUCAUGCCAGGAAGCAACCUCUCAACCACUCCCUCAUCGGGAAACUGUUGUUGAGUGACCGGAAGUUCGACGCUUGGGUCCAGGCUCGAAAAGAGGAAACGACGCCUCUUCACCUGGCGGUUGAGUUAGGCCUUGAGGGCGAAGCAGAGGCGCUCCUCAAUAUCGGCAAAGUCCGCCUCCAUGUCCUCAAAGAGCGAUUCGGCCGUGGUCGCCUUGGCUCCCUUGAACGUCUCCGAGUUGCAGAAGGCAACGACACCAAUCCAUCCGAGCCCUCAGAUUCCCCGUCUCCAGCAAUAUCGUCCGAUAAUUACGAGACGAAGAGUGAGCUCAAAGAUGGCGGCGCAUCUAGCACUGAGCCCUUUAUACUUCUCACUCCUACCACAAGUCCUCCCUGGAGCAUGCCAGAGUUGACGAACGACGGCCAGCCAGCAGGGAACACAGCCAAACUUGAUCCAGCUGCGUCAAAAUCACUGCUUAGUCUCGAUAAUGGACGAUGUGGAUGUCCCACAAAACAGAAGAAGCCUUGUAAGGUGAAAAUUGCGGAGGAGAAGAUCGACCACAUGAUCAAAUCAAUGCUUGCUCUCAUUCCGUCAUCUCCAGAGCUCGAAGGCGAGCUAGAAAAUCUGGCCAAGCUCGUGCACUGUUGA
This is a messenger RNA of Aspergillus viridinutans, 3048 nucleotides long. Its product is annotated as Pfs, NACHT and Ankyrin domain protein. Gene Ontology annotation, molecular function: catalytic activity. The record is from RefSeq and is a predicted model, not a curated record. The coding region runs from base 1 to 3048 and encodes 1015 amino acids. Lineage: Eukaryota; Fungi; Ascomycota; Eurotiomycetes; Eurotiales; Aspergillaceae. Gene Ontology annotation, biological process: nucleoside metabolic process. The transcript is spliced from 4 exons.